AUGAUUCGACCACUCUUCUUUGCUUGCAUCUUUGCUGCUGGCGUUUUCGCACAAUCAACUGCUGAUCCUGCUUUGACGAAAGACGGGGCGUUCCAACAUCUUGGAUGCGUUGCUAUUAGGCCCGGCACCUUUCCUCGUCAGUUCGAUCUGGGUCAAGCUGGGUGUACUUCAUCAUGUUCAUCAAACGGCAACAUUAUCGGCUUCCGUGGAAACAGCUGUGUCUGCGACCGCCUUGACCUCUCGCCAGGGCCCAUCUCCUACCGCGUUGUAAAGGUUGAUAACGCCCUCUGCAAUCAAUGGUCCAAGGGAACCUGUGGAGGAGCCACGAUCCAGGAAUGGCCCAUCUACGACCUGUACAAGAGAAACAAUGCUCAGAUCGUAUAUGGGGCCUUCCCAGGUGCUACUCCUACUCCUGCACCUACCCAGCCCAUCCAAACUGGCAUGCCCAUUCCCAACCCCAGCCCAAACCCUAAGCCAGGUGAUGUCUGGCACGAAUGCCCACCCAAUGUUGCCAACUGCCCUUAUCGCAACAAGUGCCCCGAUGGCAGAUGUCAACUCAAGCCUAUCGUUCAGCCGUGCCGUGGAUGUUCUUACAAUGGUACUGGUAACUGGACUGCUCCGACUUGUCCUCCUGGAGGCUGCAAUCAAGGUCCCAAGCCUGUUCCAGUUCCAGUACCCGGUGGAAAUGGAGGAAGUGGAAGCAGCGGAGGUAGCGGCGGCAACGGAGGGAGCGGAGGUACCGGAGGUACCGGAGGGAACGGAGGCACUGCUGGAAACGGAAGCAAUGGUGGUAACGGCGGCAGCGGGGGCUCUGGAAGCAGUGGUGGAAACGGUGGUGACGGAGGUGACGGUGGGGAUGGAGGUAACGGCGGUGGAUCGAGCGGAUCCAGUGGCGGCGACGGGCAUCACGGAGACCAACCUCCUGUCAUCGUCAACUCGGCCGUCAAGGCUCAGGGCGAAAGCUUUAUCCUGGCUCUCGUUGUGAUUUCCUUUGCCUUCACUCUUUUAUAG
Messenger RNA from Fusarium musae, 1011 nucleotides. RefSeq lists its product as uncharacterized. The transcript has 2 exons. Lineage: Eukaryota; Fungi; Ascomycota; Sordariomycetes; Hypocreales; Nectriaceae. The coding region runs from base 1 to 1011 and encodes 336 amino acids. The record is from RefSeq and is a predicted model, not a curated record.